Leptomonas pyrrhocoris is the source of this 2103-nucleotide messenger RNA. RefSeq lists its product as hypothetical. Lineage: Eukaryota; Euglenozoa; Kinetoplastea; Trypanosomatida; Trypanosomatidae. The coding region runs from base 1 to 2103 and encodes 700 amino acids. The record is from RefSeq and is a predicted model, not a curated record. The transcript has a single exon.
AUGAACGACUACGCAGCGUGGCGCGCGCGGGCGCUGCGUGGCCCGUCACGUCUUUCACUCCCUCGCGGCGACGCCGCGGAGUUGACGGGAUCAGUGCCGCCUCCACCCCCCGCACCAGAACCGCUGACGUCUUCUUUUCCAACACUCUCGCCUCCAUCCCGCUCUCUGUCGGCGAGCGCGGCGCCUCCCGCAUCCGCCGGCCACAUCGACUGCACCGACAUCGCAGCGCGGCUCUCGGAGGUCAUUCAAGACAUCGCAGCCACCGAGCGCGGACAGGAGAGGGCAUGGCUGAAUGUUCAGCCCUGUGUCCUGCACACUCUGAAACUACUCAGUACCGCGGCGCAGUCUUUUGAGGUCAGACUGCGUCAGCUGGAGAGUGCGGCGCAGCAAACGCAGGAGUGUAUGACCGUGUUGGUGCGCGAUCGAGAGGUGAAGGAAGAGCGAUAUCGACUCGACGUGGCGGCCCACAAGGCAGAGACGCAGCAGCUGUGGAAGCGCGUGCUUUUGUUAGAGGCGCAACAGCAGCCCCAGCAGCAGCAGCAGACGCGUUGUUCUCCCUCUGCUCCGCAGGCAUCCUCGUCAAUGAUCGACAGCCGCGUUGACUCUCUACAACAGGAGCUACAAGGUGUUCAGCGGCAGUUGCAAGCACUGCAGCUGUUACCACAUCCGACCGCCAAACGGCGAACGAAUCGGGUCAGUCCAGCACGUGCAUCUUCCUCUGUCUCCGCGUCAUCCGCAGCUCCUUCAACCAUGCGUGGAGACGCUGACGGCGAUGUGCGCGCUGCGUCAUCCUCGUCUCCUCCGACUGGCGAUGCAGCGAGAUCGCCUUCACCUUCACCUGUCACCCAACGCAUGCUGGAAGAGGUGCAUCGGCUGCGUCAACAGUGGCAGCACUUUUUGCGGACAGUGCCGCCAGCUUUGGCGCGAAGCGAAGAGGACAAUGAAGACGUCGCGGAUAGCGGACGGCCUCGUCCGAGCUACCCCGACCAAAGAGUUUCUACGCAUCGCCGCAAGGAAUACCCCCGCGCUGCAGCGAUGCGCGACGAAGAUGUCGGACCCCCGUUCGAGCAACGUGAGCAUCCAAAUAGAGUGGAGGCUCUAAGUGACAUAGCAGAGUACACGCAUCGAGAGCGUGAAGGGCACCAUGAACGAGCGAAACACUCUCACCUGCUGGCGUCCGAUGCUGACGGAGGAGAGAUGGCGUUGUGUGGUACUCUUCUCCCCUCAUCUGGCCGCCGUGUGCGGUGGUACUGGACCGGCGAUUCACGCCGUCACCGCUUCUCCUCCAUGAACGUGUCCCCCUCUUCUUCUUCGUCAUCAGCACAGCGUAUCCACAACGGCAUGCGAAACAGCGCGAGCACCGCGUUGCCCUGGACAGAGUGGCAUGCCUUCGAUGGCCGCACCGACUGCUGGUACAGCCUUGGCACCUGGGCAACGCAUCGACAACAGAUGGAGGAGCUGCGGAUGGACGCUGCGGUAGAGCUUAGUGAGGGUCAGCAGCCUCAAGGUAACUUGCGAUUUGGCUGGAUGGCGCGUACGUCGGAGCUGGUUGCGUGGCCACACCCGUCUUGUUUACAAGUGCAGUGCGGCGGUAUUUAUGAAGUGAGGAUGUGCCUGGUGCACUACUGCACCUCUUGCCAGAGCAGCGCACACGACGCGGAACGACUGGACGCGCGAGAACGUGUGCUUUCACUAUGGGUCGACGGUGUGGCCGUCAGUGGGCUGCGGGAGAACGUCAACCACACUCUCUUGUACGCGCCGUCGCCGGCGGCCACUUCUCCCGCACGUCGUCAACGAAGCCCGCCUUUGCCUCUUCAUCCCCCGCCGCGUUCACGCAGCACGAGCGCGCCGAGGGCACAGCAGCCGUUCCGAUCCUUUUCGCCAUACCCCCGUGACGGCUCCCUCCCACAACACACGCACAUGGAGGAGGCGUACCGUGCUCUUCAGCGACGGCCGUGCUGUGCGCCGGCACAGAUGCACACACACACCAUUACAGCUUGUCUCUACCUGACUGCCGGGGUGACGCUGCAGGUGCGGUGCGGCGAGCUGCACCACUCAAAAGCCAUAUGCGAGGCCUUCUGCGAGCUUACAUACCUGGUCUAG